AGCUGGUGUUCUAGGUUCCUCAUCGAGCAGCAGGGGUCCUCGCGGGUCUGUACUAUUCCGUCGGCACUCGGUGUCGUCGCACGUGACAACCGUUGAAAAUGUCGGAGAAGAGCAGACAGAGGGCGCUGCUGCGGAAGGCGAGCAGCAAAGACAACGAGGUCGCAGCAAGUCCGAGCGAAGUAGCGUUCUUGCCGUGGACAGCGUAGAAGUAUUGACCCGACCAGGCACGAGGACACGUGGUCUCGCGAGGUCUUCAAGCGGGCGUCAAGAUGAAGUCGUGGUAGAUCAUCAUCACGCCCCCGGCUCCUGCACAUCUUCAGAGGAAAAUGCACCCAAAAAUCCCUCCUCUGAGCAGGACGCUGAAGAUGACUUUCCGGAGGCGCUAGACCGGACAGUGCCACGCGCACCUGCUACAGGGUCAUCUUCUCCUGAAGUGAACAAGAAGGAGUCUGACUCAGCAACGACAGUCACCGCGCAAAAACUACCGCCGUCACCAACUCUAUUGGAGGAAAUUUUUGUUUCAAAGGAGGAUCAGGAUGGAAAGGCAAGCGUAUUAAGCGACUCUGGUGCGACAAGCAAAACUGCAGAAACGCCGAUGGUCCCCGCCUUGGAGGGCGCCAUCGAAGCGUUGACCGAUCAUAAGAGGUCAUGCUCGUCGUCGUCGUCGAGGCCUGCUCCUGCUGCAGACGGUCCUACAUCACCCGCAAAGAAAGAGCCAGCUCCUUGUUCUGCACCCAAAACCAUCCAGGUUCUUUCAAGCGGCAGCACUUCUGUUGGCAGCGGUGUUUUUUCGUCGUCUUCGAGCGCAACCUCGUCCUCGUCGCAGCGCCCUGAACAAGCUGUCGAAAACAAAUCUGCAACCGUCGAAGCCUCUUCUACCCCUGCUAGUACUACAACGCUACCAGCAAGGCCGCCAGGCGGGGCGCGUUGGCAAGGGAGCGCGUUUCCGUGCGAAGAAGACGAUGAGGCUGAGGAGGUGGAGAAUCCGUCGCCGGACCCGCCACCACUCGAUAGGACCACGACCUUGGACGAAGAAGACAGGCACUUAUACGACGAAGCUAAUGAUUUUUUGCUUCAAAAUGUCUUACGGGAAACAAGUAAUAGAAGAAUUCAGAAUAGAAGAAACAGAAACCUCCCAGGAGCCACAACAAGUGUCAACUUUUUCAGUCCCGAGAAAGACAGCAGCGGGCCGGUGUUUUCGAUGCUGCCCUUACCGUCCUUAUCCUUCGUACGCGAUGAGGAAUAGCAGUUACAUUUUAGGGCAAUAGAACGUUGUAGUUCUUUUGAAAUCGCUGUGGCUGUUUGAAAAAAUUAAAAUGUACUUAGCUACACUAGCGCGAGCCACUAGAAGCAAGUGGAUGCUGUUGAAGUUCAAACGACAAGUUUUAGAGCAUUUAUUCCAAUAACAAUAUCUUCAAUCUGAACUACAAUACUGAAUCACGACUUCUACAGGUUAAAACGGAC
Molecule: messenger RNA, 1464 nt
Organism: Amoebophrya sp. A120
Lineage: Eukaryota; Dinophyceae; Syndiniales; Amoebophryaceae
Source: the annotation of a GenBank genome assembly